Molecule: messenger RNA, 990 nt
Organism: Heteronotia binoei (common prickly gecko)
Lineage: Eukaryota; Metazoa; Chordata; Lepidosauria; Squamata; Gekkonidae
Product: tyrosine-protein kinase ZAP-70
Exons: 6
Coding region: 46-969 (307 amino acids)
Biological process (GO): protein phosphorylation; multicellular organism development; positive regulation of kinase activity
Cellular component (GO): signaling receptor complex
Molecular function (GO): ATP binding; transmembrane receptor protein tyrosine kinase activity
Source: RefSeq, a predicted model, not a curated record
CUCGGGAAUGGGGCAGGCCUAGGGAACAAGUCCCGGAUCUUGCCCAUGGACACUUCCUGCUACGAGAGCCCCUACAGCGACCCCGAAGAGCUGAAGGACAAGAAACUGUUUCUCAAAAGGAGCAACCUGAUCGUGGACGAAGUCGAACUGGGCACGGGGAACUUUGGGUGCGUCAGGAAAGGCGUUUAUAAAAUGAGGAAAAAGCAGAUCGACGUGGCCAUCAAGAUGCUGAAAAGUGGCAACGAGAAGGCGGCCAAAGACGACAUGAUGAAGGAAGCUCACAUCAUGCACCAGCUCGACAACCCCUACAUCGUCCGAGUGAUCGGCGUCUGCGAGGCCGAGGCGCUGAUGCUGGUGAUGGAGAUGGCUGCCGGCGGGCCGCUCAACAAGUUCUUGCAUUCAAAGAGGGAUGAGGUGCCUGUGAAUAACGUGGUGGAGCUGAUGCACCAGGUGGCGAUCGGCAUGAAGUACCUGGAGGAGAAGAACUUCGUCCACCGAGACCUGGCAGCCCGGAAUGUUCUUCUCGUCAAUCAGCACUAUGCCAAGAUCAGCGACUUCGGGCUCUCCAAGGCUUUGGCGGCAGACGACAGUUACUACAUGGCGAAGACAACUGGGAAAUGGCCGCUGAAGUGGUACGCCCCAGAAUGCAUCCUGUUCCGCAGGUUUUCCAGCAAAGGUGACGUCUGGAGCUACGGAGUGACCAUGUGGGAGGCGUUCACCUAUGGCCAGAAACCCUACAAGAAAAUGAAAGGUCCUGAAGUCAUUGCCUUCCUUGAGGCUGGGAAGCGGAUGGAAUGCCCCCCGAAAUGCCCUCCAGAGAUGUACAAACUGAUGCAGCAGUGUUGGACCUUCAAGUGGGAAGACCGCCCAGAUUUUGUCACCGUGGAGACCCUCAUCCGCACCUAUUACUACAGCAUCGCUGCUAGAACAGAAGAGACGCCCGAGACGGUCAGAAAGACACCAGCUUAGGUCCCAAGAGCUGGCAGAAGA